UUGUGGAAAGUACUUGGAGGAGACGGCUAGCUGGAAAAAGUGCAGAUUGUGCAAAACUGACAGAAGGAGAAUUUUACCUUUUGGACAAAGUGCUGAAUUGCUCAAAUUAAACGGCGCCUCUAAAAUGAACAAGAUUCCCUCUGAUGGAGCGGGAGGACUGGGGCCUGCUCAGUUGGACUCUGAAACAAUCGCCACCCCACGCCUGCGAGAUGUGUCACAUGUGCUGCAGAUGUCUUUACCUGGAUGUAUCGAGCCAGAAUUGGAAGACAUCAUUUGCCCUCCGUUACAGAGCUCAAACGUCUCAGAUCGUCCAAAUACACUUCUACAACCUUUUAAUUGUGGCACGGCUUCUUCAGAGGAGCUGAUAGAGGAGGAAAGGCUUUUCCUCAAGUUGUUUAUCGAGCAGUUGGUGGCUCACAUUGAGAUAAAGACCCGCACACCAACAAGGAAUGUGGACUUAAGUAAAUUAGAGGCACAUGUGAGAGCGAGGACCCCUCUCGACUUACGGUUUACUGACCCAAAAGCCUUUGACAAAGUGCUCAUCCCCAUUUACAAAGACCUUUGCAAGAAGUUUGGCUCCAAAUACCUUCUGCUAGCUGCCCUGGACACUGGGGAUGUUGCCUUUGAAGCAGCUGUUGCAGAAGGACUGACAACACGGCUUACAGCGUCUGCACAGAAACCUGACAACCUGUUGAAGAGGCUUUUCUCCAAGAGGUCAUUCAAGUUUGCUCCGUUCAGAGAUGUGAAACCAUGUCACACUGAUGAAAACAGCCAGAACGACAGAAAACUGGUUCCACCUUUGAUGAACAGAAAGGGUGAUGGUGUCCGGAAGAGGCUGUCCUCCAUGGCUUCUGCUGUAAAAAAGAGAAUUGGUGACAACUUUGUCACCAGCGAAUGCCAAAGCCUGGAUUUCUUUAAUGGCAAGCCUCAAUUUAUGAUUGUCCCCCUUCUCUAAUAUUUAUCCUGAGAGAUCUGAAGAUGAGCUAUUAAAUUGGUCUUUUUUUAAGUAUUGUUUAUCUUGAAAGAUUUAAAGAGGAUUUGUUAAUUUGGACUAUUGUAAUAAAACAUUGAAUAUGGAUCAGAGUAAGCUGUCAAGUUUUUUUUUUUGAUCAUCGAUGGUUUCAUCAUAUAUUUAUCUGAAGCUAAAUGUACAUCCAAAGACGUGCGUGCCAAGAA
Messenger RNA from Oreochromis aureus, 1176 nucleotides. RefSeq lists its product as uncharacterized. The record is from RefSeq and is a predicted model, not a curated record. The coding region runs from base 125 to 955 and encodes 276 amino acids. The transcript has 3 exons. Lineage: Eukaryota; Metazoa; Chordata; Actinopteri; Cichliformes; Cichlidae.